Messenger RNA from Klebsormidium nitens, 8537 nucleotides. NCBI's taxonomy places the organism in Eukaryota, Viridiplantae, Streptophyta, Klebsormidiophyceae, Klebsormidiales, Klebsormidiaceae. The record is from the annotation of a GenBank genome assembly.
AUGGAAUUUGAAGCAGCUUCUGUGAAUGCAGACGACGAUGACGACUACGACUGGUCCGCCGCCGUGGAAGAGAUCGACCGGAUCCACCAAGGCGAGCUACCUCCUCAGGCUAACCUUCAGACUGCUCUCUGGGGCCACGAUGCCCCCAACGCUUCCCAACUGCGCACAAUCAGGGUGCCAGUCAACGCGGUGCAGAGGCCGCUGACAUCAUUCUUUGAAAGCGGCCCAGCGCAGCGGCCGUUCGGAGACGCGCGCGCGCUUGCUGAGGAAGAGAAUGCACGGAGAGAGGAGGAGGCCGCGCCGGAAGCGGUGCCAAUCGAUCCAGAGGCGGCCACCACCUGGAUCUAUCCUGGCAAUGUGUCUCGGCGCGAGUACCAGUACCAGGUCGUGGCGCGCGCCCUGUACGAGAACGUGCUGGUGUCGCUACCCACAGGGCUGGGGAAGACCUUCAUUGCAGCCGUGCUCAUGUACAACUACUUCCGCUGGUUCCCAGAGGGCAAGGUCGUGUUCUUGGCGCCGUCGAAGCCCCUGGUCAAUCAGCAAGUCGAAGCUUGCUAUGGGAUCAUGGGCAUCCCGCAGGAGAGCACUUCGGAGAUGACCGGAGCAGUUGCACCGACAGUUCGGAAAGGCCUGUGGCAGGAGAAGCGCGUCUUCUUCCUCACGCCGCAAACCCUGGAGCAAGACCUGUACACAGGCAUUUGUCCUCGCGAGUCCGUCGUUCUGAUAGUCAUCGACGAAGCGCACAGAGCCACCGGAAACCACUCCUACUGCAACAUCAUCCGAGAGAUGGAGAGCAUAAGGGCGCGGUACCGCAUCCUCGCUCUCACCGCCACGCCUGGGUCCGACUUCAAUGCCAUCCAGAACGUGAUCAACAAUCUGCGCAUCUCCCGCAUAGAGCACCGAGGGGAAGACCACGCAGAAGUGGCCAUGUAUACACACACUAAGGAGAAGGUUCUCAUCCCCGUGGAGAUGGACAGGAACUCGGCGACCAUCCGCACGCUCUUCGUGGAGGCCAUCCGGCCGAUGCUCGGGCGGCUCUGCUCCUUCGGGGCUUUCUACAGCAAGGACGUCACAGCGGUGACGGCUUUCCAGAUCCUCGACGCCAAAAACCGGUUCAUGGCGAACCCCCCUCCGCACGUGCACGACGGCAACAUGCGCGAGGUCAGCACGCUGUUUGCGAUCCUGCACUCGCUCUACUUCGGGACACAGCUGCUCACGUCCGACGGGGUCCAGCAGAGCUUCAAGUACAUGGAGGGCAAGCUAGAAGACAACCCCCUGCUCCGUGCGCACCGCGCCCGCGACGCCCGCUUCAUGAACCUGCUGGACGCAAUGCGCGACCUGGUGCGGCGGGGCGCGCCCGCGCCCAAGCUGCUGAAGCUGGAGGAGAUCCUGGCGGAGCACUUUGAGCGGCACGACCCGGAACAAACACGCAUUAUCGUCUUCGCAGAGCGUCGUGAGAGCGUCAAGGACAUCAAUGAGACGCUCCAAAAGCACGCACCUAAGGUGCGGUCCACAGAGUUCAAGGGCCAGGCUUCGGGCAAAAACAAUAAGGGCCAGUCCCAGAAACGCCAGCAGGCGGUUUUGAAGGAGUUCCGCGCGGGCGCCUUCAACGUGAUUGUCUCGACCUCCAUUGGCGAGGAGGGCCUGGACAUCGGAGAGGUGGACCUGGUCAUCUGCUUCGACGCGUCCGCCUCUCCGCUGCGGAUGAUCCAACGGAUGGGCCGGACGGGACGGAAGCGGCAGGGCCGAGUAGUGAUCCUGGCGGCCAUGGGCAAGGAGGUGCGCGACUACGAGAAGAACCAGGCCAAGAUGCGGGCCGUCCAGAAGAAGAUGCAGAACGGGGGGCAGGACUUCGAGAAGCACACUUCACCCAGAAUGGUCCCCCACGCCUUCCGGCCCACGAUGCGCACCGUCAUCAUGGACAUCCCCGAGUACAUUCACCGGGGCAACAAGACCGUGCGCGUCCCCCUGCUAGUUGACCCGGGGACCGAAGAACUAGGCGCGGAGGAAAAGGCCACUCUCGCCCGGUGGCCCUCCCCCGAGCGCCAUUGGUCGCCCUCCCUCAUCGCCUUCUCCAACUUCCAAUCGCAGCCGUCGAAAGUGCACAGGAUCCGCCACGGGGCGCGCACGACGGAGCUCUUCGUGGGGGUGCUGCAGCGGCUGCAGGACGGCCCCCCUGAAACGGAACUGCGGCUGGAGUGGGCCCAAGAUGACCCCGCCGAAACGGCACCUCAGACGGAAGGGGGGCUACUACAGCAGGAAGAGAGGCCCCUUGAAACGGAACUUGCGCCGGAGGGGGUACUGCAGCAGCUGCACGACGGACCUCCCCAAACGGAACCGGGGCUGGAAAGGGAGCGGCAACGGUCGCAAGACCGCCUCCCCCACUCGGAUCCAGGGGAUGACGACAGCGAUGACGUCAGCGACCAGGGACUUGACAUCUUCGCGCGAAAGGACACGGGAAGGUCGAAGAGGGCGCCGAAGCCAGCGCGCGUAGGGGCGGCGAAGGGGAAGGGGAAGGAGCAGGGCGGAAACGUGGUUGGGGCAGGGUUACCGGGCAGGUUACCGGCAGGGCUAGCGGCUGCUCGGGACGGUUACUUAGACCAGAACAGGAGGGCGGAGAGGGCGGGCCCGGGGCCUAGCAGCGUUCGAAUGCAGAGGGGGGAAAGCGUCCGAAUGCAGAGAGAGGAAAGCGUCCGAAUGCAAAGAGUGGACUUUGGAAGUUCCCGGCCCUCAGGAGAGGUAACCGAUUGGGACUGGGGAGAUCUGGGGUACUCCGAGGAGGGGGAAAAGGCUCCAGCAGAGGAACCGGGCCGGCCUUGGAGCCCCCCGAGGCCCCAGUUCACACCCCCGGGGAGCGCGCGCGGGGUUGAGACGAUGUUCAGAGCGGAGAGGCCGGCUGAGGACUUGGGUUCGUUGCAAGCGAACGAGUUUGAGAUGAGGGGAACGACAUGGGGGGACGUUGGACAAGCCAACGGUUGCAGCCAAGGGGGAGGCGACUUUGGGGCGGACACGUGGCACGCGGAGGAAGGCAUUUGCCGAAGGCGCGGCUCACGCGACGAUGGAGGGAAGUCGGACAGUGAGAGGAGUAGGUGUAGGGAGCAGACUGGAGGGGCUUUGGUUGAACGGAGCGUUCCGGAGGCUGGCGAAGCGCAGUCCCAAUCGGAGGGGUCGCAGGGCAGCUCGCCACGAGAUUCGCAAAAACCGGAAGCUGCUUCGAAAUGUGUGCCAGAACCUGUGUCCGACAGUGGAAAGGCCGGAGACGGUUUGGAGUGCACCCCCACUCGGAUCAAGGGAAUGGCUGCUAACCAGGGGGAGAAGUCGUCGGAUGAAACGUCGUCGGACAGCGACACUUCUGCGGACGGGAGCGACGAGUCGUCCGACGAGAGAGCGGACGAUUCGGGCGAAAAUCCGGCGGAAGCGGACGGAAAGGCGGACGGAGUCGGGAGAGAGGCUGAGGGUUCGGAGGACGGCAUCGACAGCGAAAGGGAGAAUGGUUGUGAAACGGGGCACUCCCCUCGGGCGGUCAGGAACAGCGGGGAAGUGAAAAGAAAGAGAAGGAGCACGGGCGGCGAUCCUCGCGACGUCCAAUCCGGAGACAAGCGGAUCAAGAUCACACCGAAACGCUCGCGUUUGACCAGCGAAGCCUCCAAAGAACAACCGGAGGCUCCGCUCGAGGCGCAAAACAUCCAUUGCGAGGUUCUGAAAAGCGUGAGUUCCAAGCGAACCCAGGCAAGGCUUUCGCAGGGAAGCCAGAAGCCGCGUCCUCUCGGCGACUUGUCGCCGAACGUGGGGCACGGGGAACCGUCCUGGGCGCUGGAGGACCUCCCGUUGGCUGCCCGGGGUCAAGCUUCCCGGUCGGAGGUGCGGUCGCCAAGCUCUGAACCUCUGUGCAGCAAGGGGGGAGCAAGGAAGAAGCGAAAGCUGUUGAAGGAUGAUGCGGCGGAUAGGAAGGAGGAGGGGUUAUCUGCUCCAACGGAGACAGGGCCGGGAGUUUUAGGCGACGGACUUGGACAAGAUAACGCGAAUGAGCUGGGAGGAAAUCUAGAUAGGUUGAGAGCCCCGGGGGAAAGUGGGAGCUGCUCGGAUGUCGAGGACAUUCCGUUGGCAUCGAGGCUGGGGAAGAAGAAGACGGGCAGGCGGAGGGAGAGAGCGGAAGCGGAAAAGACGGAACCUACGGAAGCCGCUCCUGCGGUCAGGGGUGCCGAAGUGAGAAGCGAAGAAGAUAGAGCGGGGGAGGGAAGAAGGGGUCGGCAUGACGAGUGGAAGGAGGAGGGGGAGACGAGGACCCAGGGGGCGGAGGGGCCAGAAGAACUAGGAAUGGAGCGAAAAGGAGGAGCUGUCAGCUUCGAACGACGACGGGAAGAGGCGAAACGUUCUGGGCGUCCGAUCGGCGACAAGGAGGCGAAGUCAAGUGGAAGCGGAAGCGGAAGCAGAAAUCUGAACGGAAGCCAACGUGUCAGGAGUUGCAGUCAGGGUGCGCCCGGAACGGAUGAAGAAAGGAGAAAUGCGAACGGACAGCGGGCGGAAAAAGUGAAUCAGUCUCAGAGAGCGGACUGCGCUGUUUCGUCUGUGCGCUUCGAUCCGGACGCCGUCGUGCCGGACAGCGAGUCCGAGGAAGAGGACACGUGGCGGCCGCCCAGAGCGACGGCCAGAACUGCCAUUGGGCGGAAUUCAAGUCAGCGGAACGGCGGAAACGGAACGGGGAACGCAAGGUUGACCCAGGGAAGCAACGGAUCUGCAUCAAGUAGUCCGACGGGCCGGGUGUUAGAGGCACUGGAACUGGGAACACGUGCAGCGAAUCCUCCGGCGAACUUGGCGAAAAGGAACGGUGGGAGUGAGCAAAGCCCGGGGAUUGCGACCGUUUCAGGGAAAGCUGCUCUGGGAAGUCUGCCCGUGAGCGAACCGGUAGACCAACGCCCUGACAACAGGCUCGCGGAAAGCCCAGACUCUGAGGCGUGCGGCCGGUUGUCUCUCCCGGCUCCCGAAUCUCAAGAGGGAUCCCCCCGGGGCACAGUACCCGAGAGUCCCGACUCGGAGACACGUGCCCUCCACGCACUGUCGAGCCAGGUCCGAAGCCCCAUAGCCUAUGAGAGCCCCGACUACAAAGUCCCGGAAACGCCGGAGUCGACAGCUGGUGGGGUCCCCGAACGCCACGUGUCGCAGGAGGAGGCCGUCAGUGCGCGCAAGGAGAACGGGGCUGCGGAGCAGAGGCCGCACCAGCGAGUUCCUGAAAGUCCUCAUUCUAGUUCGCCUCCGGCCAACGACUCCGUUCCGGUGGGAGCCGGGCCAGCGGAAAGUGAACAGCGGAACGAUGGCGUCGAGACGAAACGGGGCCUGAAACCGGUACCCUUUCCGGGUUUCUCGCCCCUGCCUUCGAGCGCCGCCUCGCCGUACCCUUCACGAGGGGAUUUGUCGGGCGUUGUGCCGGAAACGCCGGACUCAGCGUUCGCCCAAAACCAGGCGACCUCUCAGCAAAUCGGUGCCGACAAACAAGGCGACUUGCUGAGCAGCUUUCCCUUGCAACGGUCGCCGGUGCCGGAGACACCGCCGAGCCCCGCGCGUGGGACCGCUGCCCUGAACUCAGUCCCUGACCAGAUCAACGGUGUCAACGCAGAGAGCGACCCCUUGCGUGGCUUUCCGUCACGAUGGUCGCCCGUCCCGGCAACACCGUCUGCGCCUGCGGCAGAGACUCCAACCGCUCCCCAAAACAGUGUCAAUCAGCAGGGCGACUCCGGGCGUGGCGUGUCACCAGGGUGGUCGCCCGUCCUGGCGACACCGUCUGCGCCUGCGGCAGAUACUCCAACCGCACCCCAAAACAGUGUCAAUCCGGGGAGCGACUCCGGGCGUGGCGUCUCACCGGGGUGGUCGCCCAUCCCAGCGACACCAUCUGCGCCCGCAGCACAGACUCCAACCGCACCCCACCAGAACAGUGUCAAUGCGCAGGGCGACUCCGGGCGUGGCGUGUCACCAGGGUGGUCGCCCAUUCCGGAGACGCCACCGGAUCCGACGGAAGCGGCGUCCAUUUUCGGACGUCCGUCGCGGGUGCCCAUCGGACAGUGCGGGCUGGGCAGCCAAAGGGAAGGACGGCCGCAAGGGUUCGGCAGCCCCCAUCAAGGGAGCAGCUGGCCGCUCGGCAGCGGAGGUGGCCCCGAUAUCUACGCCCCAACAACAUACCCCUCCCCCGCUCUUCAACUCCGCCCCUCGGCACAGCCGCCAGUCGGACGCUUCUUCGGACGGCCUGAGGCUCCCGCUAACGGCGUUCAACAAGGCCUUGCCGAUACACCCCUUCUUGGCGGAAGCGCCGCCGGAGCGGAGAGCAGGCGGAACGGAAUGCAGCAGAACGGAAGCCAACGGGACGGAGAUUUCCCCGUAAGAAAGCCAUUACCCAGGCUCUGGCCCGGGCGUGACAACCCGAACCCAAAUACGACCACGUGGUAUCGCCCUGGUCCUGAUCUGGUGGCUCCACAGCAUCCUGCCACGUGUCCUGCGUCCAGCCCGAGCGACGCUUUGAACCGUCCGAUUGCGCCCCUCCCAAACGCUGAAACCCUGCGGCCGUCUCCGUCACAGUGGGAGCGCCUUAACGCGUCCCUGCGAGAGCAGUCCUCAGCCCAGGUCGAGAAACCCGGUUUGCAGAACCUGGUCAGGCCUAACGCGGUCGGAAACCGCGCGUUGCAAAGCGUGAUAGAGGCUAACGCGGACCAAACCCCCAUUCUGCAAAGUCUCGCCAGGCCGAGUACGAUCUCAACCGAGCCAGAGGCUGGGGUUGCCUGGCCGCCUAGCGACAUGACGUCAGCGGCAGCCGGUCGUAACGUCAGCGACCAACCCCUGUCGUCUUCUUAUUGCCCGCCAGUAGAAGGACGAGAGCCACGGAACCCUCCAGAUCUAGCGGUCGAUGCAAACGCGCCGCCGCCCCCUAGCAAGGGCCCAUUCACACCAACGGAAGCGCAGUCCGGUGCGAAAGGCCCUGUAAAUCAGAGUCCCGCCAGUCAUAGGAGUAGCGGAGAGUGGAUGCCCACGUCACAGGCCCCGACAGGGCCUCCCUCGGUAGGGCCUCCCCGGAAGCUGCGGCGCCUGAGGAAGGCGAAGAGCGGAACGGAAAGCGUUCCGCAGCGGAAUGAGGGCGGGUUGGAAAGGGUUGCUGCGGAGCGGAAUGUGGCCGAUGAGCGGGAGGCGCCGAGGGCAAAGAGCAAAGCGGGCCGGAAAGAGGCGAUGCAGAGUUUGCUAAAGAAGGGGAAAGGGCAGGCGCGGAAUCUUGCCAGCGUCUUCUUUGACGAGGAAGCCGAGGUGUCCGGCGACGAGGCCGCGUCUUCGGACGAGUCCGGCGACGGUCCGGAGGAGGACGACAGCUUCAUCGACGACCGGUCGCAAGUCACGGCCUCCGCGGCGACCACCACUCCGUCAGCAGGCGCCGAGGCGUCGCCGGGGGACAUGAUGGCGCUCUACCGGCGCUCCCUGCUGACCCAAUCCCCCUUGGAAGACGCCUCGCCGCUCAACGCGCCCCGGUUCAAGUCCCCGCCCCGGGCGCAGGCCAACAAGAACUUUGGCAAGAUGCGUUUCCUGCCCGGUAGACGGCGGUCGGAGCACUCGGAAGGAGCGGUCGAAGGCUCGCUGGGGUACGAAGAGUCGUUAGAGUCGGAAGACGGCGCCACGGAUGGGUGCGAAGGAGACGGAAAGGAGGACCGGAAGUUGAAUGGGGCGCCCGGUGCGUGCCACGUGGCGGGCGCUGAUAGGGAGGGGCCGGCUGGGAAGAAACGGAAGCUCGCCUUUCCGGAUAACCAGUCUUGGACACCGUGGCAGAUUGGAAAAGCGGACGGGGCAAGCGCUCCAGCACACGGAGAGGGGGGGUGGCAGGGGGCCAAUGCGACUGUUCUUUCUGCCCCCCCGGAACGGCCGUGGCUGCACUGCCCUGCAAUUGCAGAGGGAGCCGGGGUGGUUGGCGUGAGAAGUGGCCACGUGGCAGCACCUCAGGAUGACACGCGGGAAGACGACUUCCUGGCGGGGUUGGAUCUCGACCGGCUGGAAGCGGAGGCGCUGGCGGCCCGGUCUCAGCAGCCGCCGCCUCGGCUGUCAGUGACAUCCGGACGUCCAAAAAUGGGGGCUCCUUGUCCGGAGGUUCCCGGCGCCGUGCGCGCUAUAGGCGUGUCCAUCGCCAAUCUGGAACUGAGCGGGUUGAGUAAGACGGGGCUGCCAGUGCCACAGGGGGAGGUUGCAACGGGUGCAUUGGCGCGGAGCCCACUUGCAAUGGAGCGAAGCAUCUCGCAAUUGGCGACGUCGGGGGGGAGGCUUCGGAAGCGGCGGUCGCUUGAGGAUGACGACGGCAUGCCCUCCUUUGAUCUGGGGCUCGACUGAAGCCUUCAGAAUGCUAAACGUGUUGUACAGAAUGUCUUUCUUGCUUUGUCUCACGGGACAUGAGCAAUCUCCAGCUUCGUGCUGAGUAUAGGACAUAAACAGACGCGGAAUGAAUGCAGUGGCCCGAAUGGCAAGCCUCUUCACAAGCAAUGACUCGUCCCGAUCGGGUUGUGUUUGUAAGUGACGGA